AUGACCAUCUCAAUCAUCUCCUUGUUCACAGUUCUCUUCGCCUUUUCACCAGCCGAAUCUGCAGAAACAUUGCUCUUUGCCCAAGUGGUACGUUCACUCCCUCUCUGUUCCCUUCCCAAAUUCUCACUCAGCUCUUCCGUCAUGGAGCCCGUGCGCCUUCUGCUCAUCUCACCAAUCAGUCCUACAUUGAAUACUUUCCGAGAGGACUCGGAGAACUCACUGAUGUCAGUUGCCAAGUAUCAGAGUACUUGAAGAAAUUACGUUUCGCUUUUCAGAGAGGAUUUGACAAUUCAUACCUUCUCGGAAAGUUUCUAAAGAAGCGAUACGUAGACACUGGCUUUUUGGACAGUAAUUUGAAACCGAGCGAGAUGUACUGGAGAUCCGUGAACAAGAAUAGGUGCCUGAGCACCGCAUCAGCUGUCGGAGCGUCAAUGUUUGAGGAGAAAGACAAGCACUAUCACGUGGCAGUGGCGACAGAAGAGAUCGGAGAAAAUGUAAGUGAUCAGAAUAUGAAUUGAGGAAUAUCUAACACUUUACCAUUUUAGCUGUUGAACUAUGACCAGAAUAACUGCGAGCGUGAGCUGGAACUCAUUGCGGAUCAGUGUCCCGAUUUCAAAGGCAACUUCCAUCCCGUGGGUGAUUCCUCCAUUGACUCCCAUCGAAACAACUCUUUUCAGUGGCCCGAAUACGAAGAAUUUGUUGCUAAAUGUCUGAAUUACACUCAUCCAGUUUUCAAGAAUUUCCCCUUCCGCACAAUCGAAGCACAUGUUAACGAGGUAAUUUUUGGCUUGUUCUAAUUUUCUCAACUGACUGUUUCAGUACAAAAACGGACUGCCACUGCCCAGUCUGCUGGCAGAAAACUACGACGAUAUCAUGAGUUUGUACGUGAGAGUGACACAAUGGAUCACCGGAACUGGCCAUCAUCACGAUCCGAGAAUGAUGAAAGUGAAGUUCGGAUAUCUGACGAGUGUUUUGCAACAAAAUAUUGAAAACAACUGGAAGUAUAAUGUUGCCAAGAGAACUAAUACUACAAAUGAUUUGCAGCGGCCGGAGAAGUUUACCGUUUACUCGACAGUCAGUUCCCGAGUGACUCAAUCUCCGAUAAUAUCCUAUUUGCAGCAAGAUUGGAUUCUGAUGGGAGUGCUCGAUUCGUUCGGAGUACUCGAGGAAUCUGUCGGCUUGAGCGUCUACCCCGAGUACAACUCAAUGAUUAUCAUGGAGUUGUGGGAUAGAGACGAUCAGCCAUUCGUCAAAAUGUACUACAAGGCCGACGAGCAGACGGAAGAGGAUCACAAGCUGAUAGACUUGAGCAACCUCGUCAGAGAAUGUCCCAAGAAUCAGGAUGCGUGUCCGCUCGAAGUAAGCACGAAGGUAUCAGCUGGACUAAUUUGUUUCUCUUCAGUCUUUCCGACGUUGUUGCGAUGAUUACGUCGUUGAUAAUCCGGGAGCGGCAUGUAAAUCUGCCCGUUCAGCCAACUCAAUAAGCCAAAAACGGAGGAGACGACGAUUUGCAGGACCUGAAUAAUCUGAGAAAGAAGACUUAUUGAAUUGCUGUAAAUACAUAUUAAUAUAGAACACAUGAACCGAAACGAUUUUCAUGACACAGUUAAUGAACGCUUCAAAUGUGUUGAAAAAUAAAAUAUAUUUUAAUUUGUCCGUAAUAGCUAGAGAGAGCUUCUAUGAAAAAUGUAUUAAUCCUCCCACCGGCGUCGUCACCUAACAACCGAAUUCAACGUUUUUCUGCCUUUCGCGACACUCCCAUCUGAACAAACUAUACGACGAAGAGACCAGCUAUUCGUCGAGAUUGCAGUGCCGUCCGCCAUCAUGUCUCUUCAGAACAAGUCUGGUCAUCUCGUCCAUCUGCGCAUCCACUCCCUCCCUUCUCGAACGAUCGUCCUUCUAUUUCUUUCCUGUUUUAUAUCUCGACAAUAUUGUUUUAUGCGUUGUCCGCUUUUGAAAUUUCCGUCUGCCACGUGGAUUUUAUUGGAAAAUGUUAAUCAAAAGCGGGAGCUCCGGGGGUUUCGCGAACACAAAGUCCAACGAUGCCCGAGAAAAUGUGUGCAAACACCGCGGGUCCGCAAAGUUGCGUGCCUAGUUCCAACAAUUUUCUGUUUGUUCGCCGGUUCCUUUUUGCCUUUUCUCGCUUCGAAUCUGUCCAUUUUUCACCUGCAAGUUGUUAUCCUAACCCUUGUGAUUUUCUUCGGCAUCCCCUAACUUUUGUUUAUCUCAUACUGCCCAAUUGCCCUUCGAUGACGUCACUCCUUGAAUGUACACGUGUCCAUCUUUGCAGAAACGACAAGGGGCCUGAACCAAAGCGAAAUGUGGGGGUGUCCACUGAUAUUGUUGUCCUUUUGUUGGCUGGCGACAGGUUUGUUAUGGGAAUUCAGCAGACUCUUUGUAAACAUCAUUGCAGCCCAACAGCAACAAAACUCUGUGAACGAACAGGAAAAGAAGCUAGUGAGCUUCGAUGCCUGCAAAGCUGACAUCCACAAAUAUUGUAGCAAAGUGAGUAUCUCAUAGUCUGACCAAUCAUCUAUGUUAUAAAUUUCCAGCCAGAUGUGGACCUUUCGAGCGAUAUGUCUAUUCUGGAGUGUUUGCAAGAUGCCGGCUUCUCGGAGACUGCCACUCUUUCUGAGCAGUGCGAGGCUCUUGUCUGGGAUUUCAAAGUAGUUUCGAAGUCAAAUAAGCCUCGUUAUCUUAUGAAUAUCAGGUGAAAAUUACCCAAGAUGAACGUUUUGUCACGGCCGCCAAGCAGUACUGCGAGGAAGAACUGAAGAACAUCGCUCCCAUGCAGACGUGCACAGGAAUGACUCAGCCAGGAUACGCCCUCAGUUGUAUGAUCGAAUUCGUUCAAAAUGUGACCCAAACGAGCAAAUGCCACGCUUUCCUUUGUGAGUCCGAACUCUCAAUAUCUGCCACUGAGCCUCUAUGUUUUAGCGAGAACCGAAAGAUUGGCCUUCUCUGAUUUCCGGCUAGUCGGUCCAUUCGUCGACAAGUGUCGUAGUGUUCUCAAUCAGUUCAAUUGUACCGCCCUGACUCCAAAUGCUGCGCACAAAGGAGUUCGUGUCGCUCAUACGCAAGGAAUGGCUCUCGAAUGUAUUCUGGAUCGAGUUGUCAAGAAUGCGAAGACUCAGGCCGACGCUUUGGCCAUACUCGGUGAUGAAUGCAAGCACGAGGUUUGAGACUUGCUGAAAUGCAGGCUGAUGACUUCCAUCUCGAUCGACCGCUUUUCUUCGCGUGUCGCCAAGACAGAGAGGUAUUCAACUACGAUUAUUGUUAUCUCCAAUCUGUCGUUUUCAGAAGUACUGUAAAGAUGUUCCAUCUGGGCAAGGAAAAGUAUUCGAAUGUUUAAUGCUGCAUAGAAACGACCAAUUCAUGGACCCACAGGUACAAACUAACUCAUAUUUGCACAACUGUUAUUAUGAUAAUUUCAGUGCGGAAAUUUGCUCUCCGAGCGAGCAUACUUGAUGGGAAGAGACUACAGAAUAGCUCAUCCAUUGACGAAAGCCUGCCAGCCCGAACUGACACGGUACAAGUGUGAACCGCAGAACCAAAUCGAGGCUGCUGCUCAUUUCCAUCUCGCCUGGAUCCUUCUUUGUCUUGAGAACGGAGCCAAUCAGCCAGAUCACAAGGAAGCUCAGCCGUCGAAAGAGUGUGCUCAUGAAAUGAUCACUCACAGACAAAUGAUGAUGCAGCACUUCCAAAUGGCACCAGAGCUCGUUCUGAACUGUGCUCAGGAGAUUGACAAAUGGUGCAGUCCCAGAGGAGAUAUCGAGGCCGAAGGAAGAACUCUCCACUGUCUUAUGGAGCACGCAGAGCAGAGAAACGAGUCUCUCAGAGUGGGUGCCCAAUGUCUGCAGGCCGUCCAACAAGUCGUGAAAGUUGCUGACAUCGGCAGAAACUACAAAGUCGACACUGUUCUCUACGGGUCCUGCAGAGCUCUUAUCGACGGACCAUGCGCUCAAGACGCCGUUUCUGAAACCGCCACGUUGACAUGCCUCAUGCGAAAUGUUGACAGCCCGGACAUGAACGCGGAGUGUGAGAAAAGACUUCUAGAAGUGCAAUACUUCAUGGCCAGAGACUGGACCCUCGACCCUCAACUCUAUGACGCCUGCCACCAGGAAGCUGUUUCCAGAUGCUCUGCUUUGGACAACUGGCAUCAACAACACAACACUGACAACACUGUCGAUCGGGGACCGCAAGUGCUUGCCUGUCUGUACAGAAGUGCCUACGACGAGCAGAAUCCGUUGUCCCAAAAGUGUGGUCAACAAGUCCGCCAACUUCUCCAUCUUCGUGCCGUCCGUGUCAACUUGGUUCCCGAGAUCGAAGAUUCGUGCAGAGAUGCUCUUUCCGAAUUCUGCUCGCAUAAUGUGAAGCCGUCGGAGGAAAUGAUGUGUCUUCAACAGAACUUCGAAACGGAUAAUUUCAAGAAGAAGUACCCGCAGUGCUUCGCCGAGAUAACUCGAUUCACCGAAAUGGAAGCGAAAGACACGAAGUUGAACCGCGCUCUGAGCAAGGCUUGCAAGCCGGUAAUCAGCACUCAUUGUGUACAGUUCGCAAACGAAGAUAUCGACCAUGGAGACGUACUUGAAUGUCUCGUGAACAACAAGGACGCAAAGGAAAUGACAACCAAGUGCCGUUCCUAUGUAAACCACUUCGAGCUCAUUUCUCUCCGUGAUUACCACUUUAGCUACAAGUUCCAAAAGGCUUGUGCUCGUGAUAUUGAGGAGAACUGCCGAGCCCAUAACAACGACAAGUAAGUACAGAACAAUCAAUCAAACAGACAAUAUUUUGGUUUGUAGGGGAGAAAUCAUUCGCUGCCUGUCGGAAGUGCGAUUCGAGCAUAAGGUACUGGGAGUGCAAAAGGAUCUGACGGACGACUGCAAAAAGCAACUCAAAGUUGCGUAUCUCCAGCAAGAACAGGUAGAAGUAAGUUUUGUUCGGUGUUGUUCCGUCCUGUGCUUUCGUGCAUGAGAAGUGAAUUCUGAAUCCGCAAGAUCGAGGGAUCAGAAUCAGUUCGACUAGUUCACCUGCAUCUUGUCCCUAGUUAUGUCUUGUCUUCUGUUCUUUUCUGUGUUUUUCUGCUCGGCCGUGAUUAUCGGAUGGUGUAGUUGCAUGCUGAUAUCUGUUCUCUAUCGACUCCUAAACUAACCACCUUGUUUCAGUUCGACGACAAGGAACAUAUGGCUGAUGCCGAUCCGAAGCUCUCGCAGAAGUGCGACCGCGAGAUCAAGCACUUUAACUGCAACAAGGCGGAGACCUUCGAAGAUACGAUUGAAUGUCUUCGAUUGAACUUCGAGCAGCUCGGACCAGAGUGCAAGUCAAUGAUCUUCUACCGUGAAAAGAUCGAAGCUGUUGACAAUUCGAUGGACGACGAACUUCAGAAGAAGUGCAGAUAUGAUAUUGGAAAAUUCUGUGCGAAUAGUGACUCGGAGAAUGUUCUGGAGUGCCUAACGAAUACGAAGAUUGUCCGUCUUCUUCAACGCGAGUGUAAGGCUAUUGUGAAGGAGAGAAUGCAGGAGUCCGCGAGAGAUGUCCGUCUCAGACCACAACUGCUCACUUCGUGCAGAAAGGAGGCUGAACAAUAGUAAGUCUCUAUAUUUUGCUUCCAGAAUAUAUUUUUCAGUUGUCCGGAAGAUAUCAAGAAGCUGAACAUGCCACAGUAUUCUCAAACCGUACUGGAUGGCGUCGUCGUCUCGUGUCUCCGUGACAAGUUCCGCCAAUCAAUUUCUGAUCAAAAUCACAUUGAAUUCUCUCCUCGUUGUUCUGCAGAAGUCUCUCGAGCUAUUGUCGAAGCUGAGUUCGAUCCACAGCUCGAUCCGCCACUUUACCAUGCCUGCAAGAACACGAUCAGCACACACUGCUCUGACACAAUCCUCGAAUCCGGUGGCCACUUUGACAACGUGAUGGAGUGCUUGAAGGCCGAUUUCAACAAGGGACUCAUCAGAGAUAAGCCGUGCUCCGAGCAGGUCGCCCGUCGUCUUCAGGAGUCUCUCGUCGACAUUCAUCUCGACCCUGUUCUUCAUGAAGCCUGCGCUAAUGAUAUCCAAAGAUAUUGUAGAGAUGUCCCACCAGGACAUAGCAGAAGUAAGAUAUUUCAGUUUAAAAUUAACGCAAUCGAUUAAUUUUCAGUUGUCAUGUGUCUGAUGGACACGGCUGACAAGCAGGAGCUCACGAAGGAGUGCAGUACGAAACUCAGCGAUCGUAACAAGCUGUGGAUGAAGGCUCAUUCCGAAUAUCAGAUGGCCCUCCCAGAUUCCUGGCAUGCUUUUGCCACUUUAGUGAUGGAGCAUCCAGAACGAAACUCCAUCCUCGGAUACAUUGCUGGAUUUGUCGUUCUCAUUCUUCUGCUUGGAUGCUGUUGCGGAAGAGUGAGCAAGAAACAGUACAUUGAAAUGAAGAACCGAUAA
This is a messenger RNA of Caenorhabditis sp. 36 PRJEB53466, 6410 nucleotides long. The record is from the annotation of a GenBank genome assembly. Lineage: Eukaryota; Metazoa; Nematoda; Chromadorea; Rhabditida; Rhabditidae.